AGCUCCAGGCACAUUACACAGAGGGCCUUGACUUCAUUAAACCACCACCCGCUCCCCGGGCCACCCCUUCAGACAUGAAGUUCCAGCUCCUGGUCUCUGCAGUCCUCGGAUUCCUGGCCCAGCUGGCCCCAGCCAGUUGGGGAGGGGCAAGAUGUGGGCACAACAUCCCCGGACACUGCAGGCUGUACUGCAGAUCGAACGAAAAGUCCAUUUUCCUGUGUGACAGGUACAAACAGUGCUGCAUCCUCAACAACUUCUCGCCAGUACCUCCCAGGUCACCGCAUGGCGUGAAACCCCAGUCGUCACACAGAAAAACACACAGAAAGCAAAGCAAGAGUCAACGAACAACUAACGCACCUACAAAACAACAGCCACGGUCUCCGCCAACUCAAAGAAAUGCCAUUUCUACGGUUCAGGUUGCCCCUUCAUCAUCAAAAACUAGCCAAGCCCCUCCUUCUAGAGCUUCAAUGAAUGACCAAUCCUCAGCCUCCAACCUCCUGACUUCUAAAUAAACUGGCAUUUGGAGUUUGUAUCUAUUCUGCAAGAACAACCUGGGGCCGGUAGGUGGCUUGGUGGCUAAGGGCGCUGGACUCCCAUAUGGCCCACUGCAAUUCGAGUC
This is a messenger RNA of Tupaia belangeri chinensis (Chinese tree shrew), 619 nucleotides long. RefSeq names its product defensin beta 132 (gene DEFB132). The record is from RefSeq and is a predicted model, not a curated record. NCBI's taxonomy places the organism in Eukaryota, Metazoa, Chordata, Mammalia, Scandentia, Tupaiidae. The coding region runs from base 75 to 512 and encodes 145 amino acids. The transcript is spliced from 2 exons. Gene Ontology annotation, biological process: innate immune response. Gene Ontology annotation, cellular component: extracellular region.